Oncorhynchus keta (chum salmon) is the source of this 7263-nucleotide messenger RNA. RefSeq lists its product as uncharacterized. The record is from RefSeq and is a predicted model, not a curated record. Gene Ontology annotation, biological process: sodium ion transmembrane transport. Lineage: Eukaryota; Metazoa; Chordata; Actinopteri; Salmoniformes; Salmonidae. Bases 528 to 2354 code for a protein of 608 amino acids. Gene Ontology annotation, cellular component: membrane. The transcript is spliced from 13 exons.
GGUUCCAGAUUUUUUUUUUAUGACAGUACAUAAGCAGGUAGAAGGAACAUUUUUAGGUCAAUGUUUCGGUGGGUUCAUUGAGGUAUAAUAAGAACGGGUAGGUUACCGGGAGUUUAGUGCAUAUUAUCCUGCAUGUGAAUUGAUGGUAAAUCGGGGCAUUAGUUGUGAUAUGUCAGGCAGUCGUCGAAUGAGGUAUCAUCUGAUGCCUACAGUAAGAUAGCGCACGUUGUAGGCUAAAGCUAGUAUACCAAUAUAAUUGUGUUUCAUAAGGGAAUUGAGUUGUCCAGAUUGCCUGUAGCCUAUUUGGUUUAGACAUUUUACUCGUGCGCCUAUUAUAUAUUUCCUGCUAUAGGCUUUGUUCAUAAUAUUCAGUAUUAUCGUACUGAUUUAUUCUAUUAUAAAGGUUCUCGUUACAUUUAGCCUAUUGAUUAAGCUGAAACUUCGACUGUUAUCUGUUAGUAAGUGGCAUAGUAGCCCAUGACUUAAUUGAAAUUGUUGGUGAGAGUCAAGACUAUUACACUUUUACAAUGGGAGUGGGAUCCGAAAAGACAUCAUCCACCACCAAGGGAGUCUACAAAGAGGAGACUGAUAUUGCUUUGAAAGCACCCUUAAACGUGAAUGCAAUGUUAUCAAAGAAAGUGGGGCACGCGACAGCAGAAAGAGCCACCUGGGGUCGCCGCCUUGAGUUCGUCCUCGCGUCAGUGGGAUACGCGGUGGGACUUGGGAACGUGUGGCGCUUUCCAUACCUCUGCUACAGGAGCGGUGGAGGUGCCUUUCUCAUUCCUUACUUUCUCAUGCUGUUUCUGUGUGGCAUCCCCCUUCUCUUCAUGGAGUUUGCUAUUGGGCAGUACACCCGUCUGGGACCGGUGCAUGCUCUAGCCACAAUCUGCCCCUUGUUCAAAGGUGUGGGCAUUGCCACAGUCGUGAUCUCCUUUGUGCUCUGCACCUACUACAACGUUCUUAUGAGCUGGGCACUCUACUACUUCUUCAACUCAUUCCGAGCCAUCUUCCCCUGGCAGUCCUGCAACAACACCUGGAAUGCCGUGGGUAACUGCUCCAGCGGUUUUCCUGGAAACGCCACCCACCUGCAAUCAGCCAGUCAGCAGUACUUUGAUCACAGGGUUCUGGAGAUAACCAAUGGUAUUGAGGAUGCAGGAGGACUACGCUGGGAGCUGUUUGGCAUCCUCAUCCUGGCCUGGGUCAUAGUCUACUUGUGCAUCUUCAAAGGCGUCAAAUCAACUGGCAAGGUUGUUUAUUUCACAGCCACGUUCCCAUACUUUAUUCUGUUCGCCUUGCUCAUCAACAAUGUCCAGCUUCCCGGGGCCAAGGAUGGGAUGCUCUACUUCCUGAAGCCUAAGUGGAGCAAGCUGCUUGAAGUUCAGGUGUGGGUUAACGCUGCAGCCCAGGUAUUCAACUCCAUUGGAAUUGGAUUUGGCUCCAUGAUCUCCAUGGCCAGUUACAACAAGUUCAACAAUAACAUCCUUAGGGACACAUUGAUUGUCUCUUUAGCUAACUCGGCCACCAGUAUCCUGGCUGGCUUUGUGAUAUUCUCAGCAAUCGGCUACAUGGCUCAUGUCCACAACCUCCCAGUGGACAACAUCGCCACAGAUGGUCCUGGCUUGGUGUUUGUGGUGUAUCCAGAGGUCUUCUCCACUAUGCCUCUGCCACAGUUGUGGGCUCCUCUGUUCUUCUUCAUGCUUCUCUGCCUGGGACUGGACAGCCAGUUUGCCAUGGUGGAGGUGGCGGUGACGUCCAUAAUAGAUGGCUUCGGCCCUAAGGUGCUGCGUGUCCUGAAGAGACAGGAGGUCAUUGUUCUGGCCGUCUGUGUUAUGGGCUUCCUUCUAGGCAUUCCUCACAUCACUAAGGGGGGCAUGUAUGUGUUCCAGCUGAUGGACCACUACACUGCUGUGGUGUCGCUCAUGUUCCUGUCCUUCUUUGAAGUCAUCGCUGUCUGCUGGGUUUUCGGAUUGCGUCGGAUGACCAUCAUGAUCAAGAGAAUGUUGGGAAAGGCUCCCAACAUCUAUUUCCGCUCCUGCUGGAUGGUCUUCUCCCCUGUGCUGGUCCUGUGCAUUCUGAUCUCCAGCAUCAUCCAGUACACGCCAGCUCGCUAUGGGAAGUCAUACACAUACCCUGUCUGGGCAGAGGUGGUGGGCUGGGGAAUCUCCCUGGUCUCCAUUGUGUGGAUCCCACUGGGAGCCCUGCAAGAGAUCUGCAGAAAUAAGGGCUCACUGCUGCAGAGAAUAAAAACAGCUGUGACUCCUACAAUAGAGUUGGAUCCUGUCAACCAUCUGCCAGAGGAGCAGGGCGAAGACACACCGGAGUCUGUUUUCUUGUCUAUCAUCACUCCUCUGUAACCACAGCCAGUAUGUCUAAGUGCUUGCGUGCGUGAGUCAGUGUGACUGUGAGUGCUCUAUUGGUAUGGGGAGGUGUGGGUUGUUAGGUAGUUUACAGUUUAUGUAAAUAGCAUAUUUACGUGUUUUACCCUUGUCCCUCUGGUAAUCUCUUCAACCAACACCUCUCCCCCUGGACAUAACAUAUUUUGUCUCCAAAUUUGAUUUUGAAUUCCAUGACCUCAAUGGUCCAGAUAGAUCUUUGGCUGAGUAACUCUUUGAACCAACAUUGCUAUCUUGUGGCUGUUUCAAAGUUUUUAUUCACAUCGUGAGGUUCAUUUGAGGCUCAUGUGAAUAGUGAACUCAGCAAUUGACUGAACAAACACUAGGCUGGUCUAAUAUAAAAACAUGCAUAUGAUAUUUAUUCCUCUCCUAGAAAGAUAAUAUGCAAUUAGAUGUAUGGCGGUUAUAUGGUGUGCCUUUUACUGAUAACUGUAAGGAGGGGAACCACUGCAGUGUUGCCAUGACCAGUAGUGCAAAGUUCUUAAGUAAAAAUACUUAUGUUGUUUUUUGGGUAUCUGUGCUUUGCGUUACUUUGACAACUUUUUAUUUUACUUCACUACAUUCCUAAAGAAAAUGAUGUACUUUUUACUCCAUACAUUUUCCCUGACACCCAAAAGUUCUCGUUACAUUUUGAAUACAGUACAUAGCAGGACAGGAAAAUGGUCGAGUUCCCACACUUAUCAAGAGAACAUCCCUGGUCAUCCUUACUGCCUCUGAUCUGGCAGACUCACUAAACACAUGCUUCAUUUGCAAAUUAUGUGUUGAUGCGUGCCCCUGGCUAUCCAUAAAUUAUAAAUAAAAUAAAUAAAUUGGUGCCAUCUGGUUUGCUUAAUAUAAGGAAUUUUUAAUUAUUUAUACUUUUUCUUUCAAUUUUGAUACUUAAGUAUAUUUUAACAAUUACAUUUACUUUUGAUACUUAAGUAUAUUUAAAACCAAAUACUUUUAGAUGUUUACUCAAGUAGGAUUUCACUAGGUGACUUUUCCUUGAGUCAUUUUCUAUUAAGGUAUCUUUACUUUUACUCAAGUAUGACAAUUGUGUGCCUUUUCCACCAGUGGCCAUGACAUCUGUUAGCGGGGAAAGUCCAGGGUUCUGUCAUUAUUCAUCUGCUUUAUUACACUUUAUUACACAUGGUAUCAUUGAAGUCUUAAGGGUUCUGGUUGAAGUUUUCUAUUUGAAUUGCUCUGCCACAGUCUGGGCCUUUGUCGUAUGUCAUGUUUGUUUGCAACAAUGACAAUUGGAGCUCAGCAUUACCAGGAGUGCCUUUUGUCAUUAAAAGAUCCAAAGACAUUGGAAGUGGCUUUGGACUAAACGACUGAAUUUACAAUGAGGUGUCUUUUGAGGGGUCACAAAAAUAUAUAGACGGGUGGGUCGUUUAGCAACAAAACCAAUGAAUGCUCAACUGUGGAGCAAAACAGUCAGGUUGACUUAGAAUCAAAGGAUUGACAACAUGUAAACUAUAUUUCCUCUCCAAAUCUUUAUUGAAAACAUAAAUACAGUACAUUUGCACAAUGAGCACUUGUUGUCUCUCAAAUACAUUGUUACAUUUGUAGUUUUAGCCAUAUUAGCAUAGACGUGACAAAAGCAAAACACCUCAAAACAAGACAUGGUAUCAAUACACAAUGAUCUAAAACGAGCUUCUUGUCAUUGUUGCUAGCUAUCUGACCGUCCAGAAUCAUAACACACAGACUUCGACACGGGUGCGUAAUUUGUGACGUUGUCAGCUAACCCAUCUAUCUAUAAGAUCAAUUUGGUAUAGUGACUAAGUGUAGAUAACUUUGCCACUGGCCUUGUGCCCUGUAUCAACAUUUCUUCAUUUUUUUUGCAUGAUCAAUAUUUGAUGAAGAUACCCCGCCAAAAUAUCAUAGAGAAUAUCACCGAACCAGGUUGAGUAUAAUUUACAAACGCAAAAAAUAUAUAUUUUAGAGGUGUGUUUACUCUCUUUUGAUAUAAAACAAGAUCCUAUUCACAUUUAGUGAGCUAUUAAGAAUGUAUUUUGUGCCUGUUUGUUUGACAAACAGCAUUUGUUCUUCACAAAUUACAAUUAGUAAAUUAUUUUUAUGAUGACAAGCAUAUAUUUUUCUACAAUUACACAAACCACAAUAGCAGAUUAAAAAGAUAAUCAUGGCUCUGAUCAUGCCUUAUACAAUUUUGUUAAGCUAUAACAAGUUAUGGUUUGUUUUAUCAUUUUGAAUAUGCUGUAAAAAAAAUAUGAACAUGUCACAUUGCUUCUCUGUUGCCCUAGCAAUGGGAGGAUGGCUCUCAUGUAACAUGUUAACACUCAAUGCAAAUUAUUUUAGCCUCUGUAGAAUUUUACACAACAGUGGUGAACAGUACUCUUAGUAGUCUGAUAUUGUUACAGGCUUUGUUUUUUCCAUUUAUGUUUUGAGGUUGGACUUAAGCACGUAGGGCGUGCCGAUUGGUGUCACCUCAUUAGUCAGUAUGUGUUGCACCUGUGCUGGUUGCCAUCUUGUUAGUGGGAAGGUGUUUCACCUGUGCUGGCCCAGGUGCUAUAUAAGAGUGGGUGGCCCAGUGCACCAGUAGUCUUGAAAGAGGUAAAGGUUUAACACCUCUAAUUUGGGCUCCUUAGUUGAGUUCCAGACGAACAAUACUUUGUCUGACCUUACCUGUUUUUUUGUUUUGCGUCCUGUCUUUAAGUUUGGUGUUGGUUUUUCUUCUUAGGCAAAUUUAGUGGGCACUCAUGGUGGAUGUCUUUUAGGUUCCAGUUGUUGCUAGUCAACUUUCAGCGGACACCCCCAUGAGUUUCUUUCAUACCCGACUCCUAAAAUCCCACCUGUUUCGUUUUGAUUGUAGUCAGUGACUCUUUGUUAGUUCCCUUUCUCUUUGAGUGACAUUUUGUUUUUCUUGCUGGGGAAAGUAACAGAGGGGGCUCAUCCGGGAUCUUUUUUCCUAUGAGUAUGGUAGUCGCUUUAGUCACCUACUCUGAAGCUCUGCUGUGCCCAGACAUUUGAGUGUUCAAAAUACACUUGUGGUAGAGUUGUCUGUCACUGACAUCCACCUGACGAUAAAGUUGCAUGAACACACAGGCUUCUAAAAUUAAAGCCAUUGACUUUAAGUUGGAAGCAUUUUUGGAAAACCCUACAUGGGAGAUGCUAAAUAAAUGUAUGAAGGCGAAUCUGCUCGUCAUUGUAACGGUUUUCUUCCGUUGAAGGAGAGGACCAAAGCGCAGUGUGGUUAGUGUUAAUCUUAUUUAAUAAUAAUCCAAACUGAACACUUCAAAUUACAAAACAACAAAUGUGAAAACAGUCCUAUCUGGUGCAUAGAGACAGAAGACAACCACCCACAAAGCAGGCUACCUAAAUAUGGUUCCCAAUCAGAGACAAUGACUAACACCUGCCUCUGAUUGAGAACCAUAUCAGGCCAAACAUAGAAAUAGACAAACUAGACAUACAACAUAGAAUGCCCACUCAGCUCACGUCCUGACCAACACUAAAACAAAGAAAACACAAAAGAACUAUGGUCAGAACAUGACAGUACCCCCCCCCCCAAGGUGCGGACUCUGGACGCAAAACCUGAACCUAUAGGGGAGGGUCUGGGUGGGCAUCUGUCCGCGGUGGCGGCUCUGGCGUAGGACGUGGACCCCACUCCACCAUAGUCUUUGUCCGCUUUAGUGUCCUCCUAGGAACGGCGACCCUCGCCGCCAACCUAGGACUGGCAACCCUACUAAAGGGCCCCACUCCACUAAACAAACUCCUCUGGACUGAGAGGCAGCUCCGGACUGAGGGAUAGCUCAGGACUGAGAGGCAGCUCCGGACUGAGGGAUAGCUCAGGACUGAGAGGCAGCUCCGGACUGAGGGAUAGCUCCGGACUGAGGGAUAGCUCAGGACUGAGAGGCAGCUCCGGACUGAGGGAUAGCUCAGGACUGAGGGAUAGCUCAGGACUGAGAGGCAGCUCCGGACUGAGGGAUAGCUCAGGACUGAGGGAUAGCUCAGGACUGAGGGAUAGCUCAGGACUGAGGGAUAGCUCAGGACUGAGAGGCAGCUCCGGACUGAGGGAUAGCUCAGGACUGAGGGAUAGCUCAGGACUGAGGGGCAGCUCAGGACCAAAAGUAUGUGGAUACCUUCUCAUUGAACAUCUCAUUACAAAUUGUUGGGCGAAUGCUCCACAUUUUUGGUUUGUGUCCUGUCUUUAAGUUUGAUGUGGGUUUUUCUUUUAGUUUGCCUCUUCUUGGGCAAAUUUAGUGGGCACUGAUGGGGGGUGUCUUUUAGGUUCCAGUUGUUGCUAGUCAACUUUCAGUGGACAACACCAUGAGUGUCUUUCAGAAAUGACUCCUGAAAUCCCACCUGUUUCGUUUUGAUUGUUGUCAGUGACUCUUUGUAAGUUCUGUUUGAGUGACAUUAUUUGGUUUUCUUUCUGGGGAAUGUAAAAGUAUACUUUCUCUCUGGUGGUUUUCUUUUAUAGAUAAGGAUUUCACCUGGAUUCUAUGUUCCUUAUACUCUAGCAAUGGUGUCGUAUCAGAGAUUAGUAGACAUAAUAUUGAUAAAAUGUUGAAUCUUUUGUUAUUUUGGCAUCUCAAAAUAUUUUAGUUUUAGGUUACUGCUGCUUAUUCUUUUUAAUUGUUCUCAUGUACCUUACAUUUAGACCAUACAUUUAUUUGACAAUUUAGUUGUUUUUGUAUCAAGCUAAAUGGUUUAUUGAAUAACAAACACUAUUUCUGCAUUAACUGUGGGUGAUGCCUUUUAAUCUAAUGGUAUAAAUGUUUAUGCUCAUUAUGCCUUUGAGACAGUUGCUGUCUCUCCUUUUGAAAUUUUACACAAGUUUGAUUUGUUUCUUUCUUACUGUCUUAAAAAAAUCUGAAACGUGUUUAUUGCACAGUGGUAUGUGUCAAUAAAGAACAUUAUUGCCAAAUAG